Lodderomyces theae is the source of this 1263-nucleotide messenger RNA. RefSeq names its product glutamate 5-kinase (gene PRO1). Gene Ontology annotation, molecular function: RNA binding; ATP binding; glutamate 5-kinase activity. The record is from RefSeq and is a predicted model, not a curated record. The transcript has a single exon. Lineage: Eukaryota; Fungi; Ascomycota; Pichiomycetes; Serinales; Debaryomycetaceae. Gene Ontology annotation, cellular component: cytoplasm; cytosol. Bases 1 to 1263 code for a protein of 420 amino acids.
AUGACAACCUUUGAACAAAGAGAAUUCACCAUUGUGGUGAAGAUAGGAUCUUCAUCCUUGGUUGAUGCUGUCACCAGAGAACCCAGGAUUGCAAAUAUGGCGCUCAUUGUUGAAACUAUAACCAAGCUUCGUCGUCAAGGACACAAGAUCAUCAUCGUGUCCUCGGGUGCUAUUGCAUUUGGUAUGAAGGUGAUGGGGUUGCAAACCAAACCGCCUAAAUUAGCGGCAGUGCAGGCACUAGCUUCCAUAGGGCAAGGAAAACUAAUAGGGUUGUUCAACGAUUUGUUUCGUCAAAUGGACCAAACCACUGCACAAAUUUUGAUCACAAGGAACGACAUAGUGGACUACACUCAGUACAAAAAUGCCAAAAACACAAUCAAUGAAUUGUUAGAAAUGGGCGUGAUUCCAAUCGUUAAUGAAAAUGACACCUUGUCUGUGUCAGAGAUCAAAUUUGGUGAUAACGAUACCCUAUCAGCCAUAACUGCAGGUAUGAUUCAUGCAGACUACCUAUUUCUCAUGACCGAUGUGGAAUGUUUAUACACAGAAAACCCAAGGACAAACCCCAAUGCGGAGCCGAUCUUGGUGGUUGACAAUAUUGACAAUUUGAGUGUGAGCACAAGCGAUGAUGCUGGGGCAGGGUCGAAUGUGGGUACCGGUGGAAUGACAACCAAGUUAAUUGCCGCAGAACUUGCAACCAAUGUUGGCGUCACGACAAUUGUCACUUUGUCAACUCAGCCACAUUACAUUCUCGAUAUAGUUGCUCAUAUACAGUCGCAAGAUGAAGCAUUGACUAUUUCCGAACAACGAGAGGUUCUACAAAGGGACAUUCAGAACAAGAUUAUUCCAUUGCAUACUAGGUUCCUUGCUUUGCCUCAAGAUACCCAAAUCAAAUCAGAUAGAAGGUUCUGGAUUUUACACGGUUUGAAAACCAAGGGGGCAUUGAUCAUAGAUGGAGGGUGCUUUGCCGCGCUCACCCGGAGAGACAGAGCAGGUUUGUUACCAGCGGGAAUCAUUGAUGUGGUGGGAAACUUUCAUGCAAAUGAAUGUGUGGCGAUAAAAGUUGUCGCUGAUCGUACGAAAUUGACGGAGCUGAAUAUGAUUGAGGUUGGUCAUUGCCGUGUGAAUUACACUGCCAAUGAAAUAAGAUUGAUCAAGGGCCACAAGAGUAGUCAGAUAGAGUCCAUAUUGGGGUAUGCUGAUAGUGAAUAUGUUGCACACAGAGAUAACCUAGCAUUUCCACCGGUAACCCCUUCUUCGACAUAG